AUGCCCCGUCCUGGCCAGCCACCGCCAUCUACUCUCAGAAACCGCAACCGGAUUACCAACAAAACCCGGCUUAAGAUCAUCCAUGGUGAUAUCGACGUCGACCAGAUAAUUCCGGACGAAGACGAAGAGAAGAACCGUCUGCUGCAGAGUGUUGCCGGUGUUGACCAGGAGGACGCUAACGAACAUCAUCUUCAAGCUGUUCUUUCACAAGCUGCGUCGCAAGCUGCUAGUGGUAAAGCAACUAAGGACAAUGAACAACUUGCCGCCUUCAUUCCCAUCCCCGAGCAUUCAGGCUUUGCAGAAAACUACACUUCCCUCUAUCCUGCCGACCGUUGGAAGGAUCCUGUGUCUUAUAUUCAAUCCAGUUCUGUAAUCGACGAGUAUACUGCUGCUGCUCUCGCAGAUGGCUGUACCUACUAUAUGGAUGAGCGUGACAAGGAGUGGCUUGACCGUAACAACGAGGAAGCUCGAGGUGAAGGUACUAGUGCCCAAGGUUCUGUGCUAACUUCCAGCGGUCGAGUAUCUGGUCGAAGUGCGAAGGGGAAAGGAAAAGAAUAUGAAGACGCCCAACCCUCACUCAUGUCUGAGGACGAAUUCGAGCUCGUAAUGGGCCUCUUUGAGAAGAUAACUCAGGAGAAGACUGAGUUUUUGCAUCACAGUCUCGAGUCAGGUCAAAUGCACUUUCCUGAGUUCUCAGAAUACCAAGAAGUCCUAUCUCUACCUUUACCGCCUGCCACUUUUGCUUCGUACUCUCCUCCGACAUGGUUACCUCAGCCUUCUCAUCUGCUUCGUCUCGCACGUGUUGUAUACCCGUACUGGAAGGAACGGUGUUUAGAACGCGCUGGUCGAAGGAUUAUACCCCAUCUAAACUUUGAUGAGUCUGAUACCUUGAAUGAAUCUUAUGUUUGUUUUCGAAGACGUGAAACGAAGGCAGUUCGGAAAACGAGAGCCUCUCAGGCUACCUCAUCUGACAAACUUACCCGUUUGCAAAGCGAAUUCGAAUACCCUCUCCAACUUGCCACGCAGUUACUUGCUCGAGAGCAGCUCAAACGAGACUCCGCUAGACAAUCGCACCAUGUCUGGAAUCUACGCAUGAAAAUGGUGGAUCUGAAGAUUAAGAAUCCUACCUUUGGCGACAAGAUUGACGAGGAGCUCCUAAUAGAUAAGGAACGACCCACCAAGAAAGCAGAGCCUUCAUCUCGUGUCCGGCUUCCUGCUAAAUCAGAGGCUUCCGCUCAGCCUUCUGCCUCCGCACGUGAAAUCAUUCGGCCCAAGGAGAGAUUUGCCUCGUAUCAAGGGAAAAUUGAACAGAUGCUUCAAAUUCGCAAAGAUCAAGAUAUGCAAUGGGAAGAUCAUGUCGAUAUUGGCUACGUUCAACCUACUAUAACACCUUAUGGUUCCAGGCUGUUCAAAUACAUCAGCGCUCCCUCCGAGUUGGGGCAACCCUCUACCGAUGCCGAUGCUGCUGCAGGAUUAGUACCAAAACGAUCUAUACGCUUAAGAUAUGGACGCGGUGGUCGUACAUUCAUUGAUCGUAGACCCCAUUCUUCGCAGGGUAAUUUCAAGCGGUGUCGCAGAAUCAUGACUUCUGAUGAUGACGAGGAUGCAAUGGAGGUUGAUGAUGUUGAAUCACACGAGGAAGCUGAUCGUCGACUUUCCGAGCGAUGGAGAUUCGAUGCGGACGACGGUCCCCCGUAUGGUCCCAAUGGGGCGGAGGAACAGGAUCGAGUUCUAGUGGAUGAUUUCGAUUCCAAAUUCAUAAGCAACUUGCUCGAUCAGUCGGAUUUAACUACUUUGAUGACUGACUUCAGUAUUCCUGUAAUCAAAGAUGGCAAAAGGGAGAGCUACACCCCAUAUAGGCUCGGUAUGACGCCGCCCAUGAUGCCUAUAACGCCUAGAACGUCGUCGCAACCUCAGGUUCCUGUUCAAGGUGUUACACCUGUGUCACAGCAGGUUCAUGCUCAUCAAUCUGUUCCCAUAUCACAGCAACUUAAACUACCCUCCUCUGUUUCUACUCAGCAAGCUCGCGCUUCUGGUAGUAACCAGCCAACUGUUUCGCAGCCUCCAACUGCUCUCUCCACCGUACAAUCUUCUGCUUCCCGCCCUUCGGCUGUUAUACCCUCACCUCAGGUCAUCCAUAAUGGCAGACCAGCUAUGAACAUGCCUCGUGUUGACAUGAUGAAGCUCGCUUUCAAUCAUAGUCUUCCAUCUGCUUUGCAAUCUAAAAUCGAACCAAUUUCUCAAUCCGACGUCGGUAAUCACACCAAAUCUCAACCCGACGAGCAACACCAACUCGUCCGAUCGAAGUCGCAGCAGCAGCAGGUCGCCCAAUCGUCGCAACCAGACCAAUCUCAGGUUCAGAUUUCAACCACAACUGCAGUCAAUGGUCUUCAUCCUACGUAUGCUGCUCUCGCGAAUGCCAAUCCUUCCGCAUACAACAUUUCACAUUAUAUGCCUCAUUAUCCUGCUAACCCUGUCUCGUCUGGCCUUAACAAUCAGCAACUACAGCACUUGAAGUCUGUAUUCAAUUCUGCGAACGCAGGCGGCUCACAGAACUACAAUUCUGCGUUGUUUACGCAAAUGCAGAUGCCGAAAAAUAGUAGUGCCGUUGCCAAUGGCACAUCGGGUACACCUGCUGUUAACGGAAGUUCUAAUAUACACAAUUUCACUGCGCCUCCUGUUCGCCCGAUGCAGCGAGUCCAAAGUGGGUCUACUGUCAAUGGAUCAUCGUCGAGCCCUCCUCGACCAGCGUCUACAGUUAAUGGUAUUCAACAUGAUCCCAGCGCUUCACCCAGUCCUCGUAUGAUGCAUGCAUUGGUCCCUGGAGAACACAUUCCUGCGCGUACCUCUUCUGCGAACGGUUCGAGAACCGGCUUUCGGCCUCCCAGUAACGGAAUGCAAAAUGGAGCCCAGAUAGUAUACGGUCCAAAUUCCAUACAACAACAGCAAAUGCUUCAGAUGCACAGCCAGUCGCCUCCACAGCCGGUAUACAACUCCCCUCAGGCCUACUCCCUAUCCCCUUCGCCGCCCAAGAUGCAGCCUGUUUCUAUGCCUAAUGCAGGCUCCCCAUUAUUGCAACAGCAACAGCAACAGGUUGUUGGUAACUCACAAGGAGUCUACUGA
Lentinula edodes (shiitake mushroom) is the source of this 3123-nucleotide messenger RNA. Its product is annotated as enhancer of polycomb-like-domain-containing protein. Lineage: Eukaryota; Fungi; Basidiomycota; Agaricomycetes; Agaricales; Omphalotaceae. The record is from RefSeq and is a predicted model, not a curated record. The transcript is spliced from 7 exons. Bases 1 to 3123 code for a protein of 1040 amino acids. Gene Ontology annotation, cellular component: piccolo histone acetyltransferase complex. Gene Ontology annotation, biological process: regulation of transcription by RNA polymerase II.